Molecule: messenger RNA, 1002 nt
Organism: Coffea eugenioides
Lineage: Eukaryota; Viridiplantae; Streptophyta; Magnoliopsida; Gentianales; Rubiaceae
Product: cytosolic sulfotransferase 15-like
Exons: 6
Coding region: 1-1002 (333 amino acids)
Biological process (GO): sulfation
Cellular component (GO): cytoplasm
Molecular function (GO): sulfotransferase activity
Source: RefSeq, a predicted model, not a curated record
AUGUACAUUAUGUUAGAUGUUAGUUACUUGACUGUGUAUAUCUAUAAAAGGGUGAUUUAUGAGGGUGCUCUAAGGAGAGGAAUGCCUGGUAGAGGCAUAGCUAACACGGGAUUGGCAGGGGCUGUGCUUUGGGAAAUGUGCCAGUGUGUUGUUUCAAGUCAGGGGAGUAAUCCAAGUUUUCGCCAACAAGAUGCAGCUGUCAAUGUGCAAGUUAAUUUGCAGGCUAGCACAAGCACUUCUACUAAGAGGGUUUCAGUCCACAACAUUAGUUCCGAACGUAAAGAAGAAUGUGAUGAUGAUGAUCAAACUCGAGAAGUGUCACUUCCAAGAGAGAGAAGCUUUAAUGGUAGGUUUAUGCUGCAAUUCAAUGGCUUUUGGUGCCCCGAAUCUAUGCUUCAACCUGUAAUAGCCUUCCAGAAGCACUUCCAGUCGAAGAACAAUGAUAUGCUCUUGGCAACCUUGCCCAAAGCAGGCACAACAUGGUUGAAAGCCAUUGUUUUUAGCAUUGGUAACCGUAGCCGUUAUGCUUUGAUUAAAAGCACAAGCCCUCAUGCACUGGUGCCUUUCGAGUGGAACCCUUUGGACCAGUUUAUCUCCUUAUGGCAAUUUAUGCAACAAAAUGAGGUUACGGCAAAGAAAGGCAUUGCAUUUGAUGAAGCUCUCGAGUUAUUUCUCCAGGGGAAACAAUUUUUUGGGCCCUUUUGGGACCAAAGGCUGGGAUAUUGGAAUGCAAGUUCAAAGAACCCUGAGAAGGUACUGUUUCUCAAAUACGAGGGUCUUAAAAGGGAUACAAUAUUGGGUCUGAAAGAGAUUGCUAAGUUCCUAGAUUUUCCUUUUCCCAGUGAGGAAGAGAAUAAUGGGUUGAUUGAAGAUAUUGCUGAGCUGUGUAGGUUUGAGAGUCUUGAGAAUAUGGAAGUGAACAAGUCUGGCAAGAUGGAUCCAGAGAACAAUUGCCAAUUUUACCUUUUCUUUAUGAUGUUCGUCAACAAAAACUUGAGUUAG